CCUCCGCCCACUGACGUCAGAGGAACAUUUCAAUCUCUCGUGUUAUUGAGGUUAAUCUGAUUAUGAAGAUUACCUCCAAGAAAAUUCCUCAUCAAUGACAGCCAAGAUGGAGACUCCUUUCUACCAUGACGACUCCCCCGCCAUCCACAGCUUCAGCCAGUUUCCGGAAUACGAGCGUUACGCCGGGAACAAGAUGCUGAUGUGUAAGAAGGCCAUGUCGGUGUCGGUGGCGAGCCAUCAUUUCACCGGCAGCGGCGUGGCGGGAGCAAGAGGUACCAACCCCAACAACCUCGGACUCGCCAACAGCGGCUCCCUGGCGACGCCGUCGGCAUCUUCGGCCGAUAUGAACAUGCUGAAGCUGGCCUCCCCUGACCUGGAGCAUCUGAUCAUCCAGUCCAACCAGGGAUUGGUCACCAGCGGCCCCCUGUCCAACCCGGCCAACCCGUUCAUCUAUCGGAACCAGGCCACCAACGAGCAAGAAGGCUUCGCCGACGGCUUCGUCAAAGCGCUCGCCGACCUUCACAAGCAGAACCAGCUGGUGGGAGGCCACAUGUCGCCAUCCUCCUCCUCCAACGUCUCCCUACAAGCAUCCUACCAGAGGAACUUGAUGUCCACGAGCGACGUGCCCAUCUACACCAACCUCGGCAGCUACAACCAGGGACAGCUGGCGUAUUCCGCAGCGCCGAUGACGUACGGUGGUAGCUCCGGUCACAAUGCAGUGGGCGGAGCCCCUCAGCCGCACACCAGAGGUCUGGAUGCCCCUCAGACUGUUCCCGAAGUCCCCCACCUACCCGGAGACCCGACGUCCCCUCCUUCCCUCUCCCCCAUCGACCUGGAGACGCAAGAGAGGAUCAAAGCCGAGCGCAAGAAGCUGCGCAACCGCAUCGCCGCCUCCAAAUGCCGCAAGCGCAAACUGGAGCGAAUCUCGCGACUGGAGGAGAAGGUGAAGAUCCUGAAGAGUCAGAACUCGGACCUGGCCUCCACCGCUUCCAUGCUGCGGGAGCAGGUCUCUCAGCUCAAACAGAAGGUCAUGAGUCACGUCACCAACGGCUGCCAGAUUGCCGUCGGCUCUCCCGGCAAAUCGGGAGGGAGGGGCUGCGGCGCCGCCAGCGAGGACUCCAGCUGCUGAGGGAAGAGGAGGAACGUCGGCGGUACGGGGAACGGAGAUAAACCAAACGCUUUUGAAAACGUCACUGGCGCUUGGCGCCGUCCAAAAAGGGGAGCCUGCUGAAAGGGGCUCGGGGGUCAGUUAAGGCCCAGUGGAAACUAAGAGGUGGUCCGAUGACAUUCGAACUGAGACACUCAUCAAACACCGCUGAGCGUGAAAAGCUUCUUCAGAGCUCACGCCGGGUUGCCGGCCGCGAAGAACGUUCAAUGGGACGCUUUGCCUUUCUCUGCCGUUUGAUAUGAUUUCAAGAGACUCUUCUGCAGGAUUUGACACAACUUUGAAACACUUUCAACAGCUGAACUAUUAUUUAUUAUUAUUAUUAUUAUUAUUUUGUAAUUAUGAUCGCAUCUCAUCACGCUUUAAGUGUAACUUUUUUCCCACGUUAAAUUGACUUU
Messenger RNA from Hippocampus comes (tiger tail seahorse), 1563 nucleotides. It is a transcript of the gene june, whose product is annotated as JunE proto-oncogene, AP-1 transcription factor subunit. The transcript has a single exon. The coding region runs from base 95 to 1129 and encodes 344 amino acids. Gene Ontology annotation, biological process: regulation of cell population proliferation; regulation of cell cycle; regulation of transcription by RNA polymerase II. The record is from RefSeq and is a predicted model, not a curated record. NCBI's taxonomy places the organism in Eukaryota, Metazoa, Chordata, Actinopteri, Syngnathiformes, Syngnathidae. Gene Ontology annotation, cellular component: transcription regulator complex. Gene Ontology annotation, molecular function: DNA-binding transcription factor activity, RNA polymerase II-specific; RNA polymerase II cis-regulatory region sequence-specific DNA binding; transcription factor binding.